CAGCGACCAUUCCCCGCCAUACCUCGACAGACCCCUCUGACUCUUCAGAAUGCCGAAAUCUAAGCGCGCGAAGGUCAUCCAUUUGUCGAAAGUCGACAAGAAGGGCAAGGAACUCACAUUAAAACUCUUCUCCAAUGUGCGGGAAUGUCUGGACGAAUACCAAUACUGCUUCGUGUUCUCGGUGGAGAAUAUGCGCAACACAUACUUGAAGGAUGUGCGCAAUGAUUUCAAUGACAGCAGACUCUUCUUCGGAAAAACCAAAGUGAUGGCAAAAGCCCUUGGAUCCUCGCCAGAAGACGAAUACCAAGCCUCUACGCACUUACUCUCCAAAUACCUUGUCGGCAACGUUGGGCUUCUCUUCACGAACCGCGAACCUAGUGCUAUUAAAGAGUACUUUGGAGGAAUGGCGAAGACGGAUUUUGCGCGUGCCGGAACCGUUGCUACGAGAUCAUUUACCGUACCUGCUGGAAUUGUCUACUCUAUGGGAGGGGAAAUCGAUGCGGAUCAGGAUGUGCCAAUGGCUCACAGUUUAGAACCUGAGUUGAGGAAGCUGAACAUGCCGACGUCAUUGACCAAGGGAAAGAUUACGCUGGAUAACCCAUAUACUGUGUGCAAGGAGGGACAGACUCUUGAUAGUAGGCAGACGAGGUUAUUGAAGCUGUUUGGAGUUGCUACAGCAGAGUUCUCUGUUGAGUUGGUUGCAUACUGGAGCGCAGCAACGAAUGAGGUCACGAAAAUCGAGGAGUCAAUGGAGGAAUAGAGCAC
Cadophora gregata is the source of this 765-nucleotide messenger RNA. RefSeq names its product mRNA turnover and ribosome assembly protein (gene MRT4). The record is from RefSeq and is a predicted model, not a curated record. Gene Ontology annotation, molecular function: RNA binding. Lineage: Eukaryota; Fungi; Ascomycota; Leotiomycetes; Helotiales; Ploettnerulaceae. The coding region runs from base 50 to 760 and encodes 236 amino acids. Gene Ontology annotation, cellular component: nucleolus; preribosome, large subunit precursor. The transcript is spliced from 3 exons. Gene Ontology annotation, biological process: ribosomal large subunit biogenesis; nuclear-transcribed mRNA catabolic process; ribosomal large subunit assembly.